This is a messenger RNA of Periconia digitata, 318 nucleotides long. The record is from the annotation of a GenBank genome assembly. NCBI's taxonomy places the organism in Eukaryota, Fungi, Ascomycota, Dothideomycetes, Pleosporales, Periconiaceae.
AUGGCAUCUCGCCAUCUACCCACAGUCACAGCGAGCGAGCGAGGCUGGCUGCACCCGUCUGGCUUCAUUCCUCAGCACGUAAAGCGUAACUGCUUCAGUACUAAUCCACUCCAGUCAGUCCAUGUUAGCAGCCAACGUGUGUGGACCCACCCAGCACACACGGAUCGUCAUCCAUUCCAGCGUGGGCCGCAGGUCGUCCCUCCUGGGAAGCUUGAGGAUGUCAUAACAUCACGCUUGCCGAAACCAGCGCAUGUCUCAGAAGACAUCGCCCCGGCCAGUUGCGCACAGCUACCAGGCGACGAAGUGCCCGUUGCAUAG